This is a messenger RNA of Nerophis lumbriciformis (worm pipefish), 2196 nucleotides long. The record is from RefSeq and is a predicted model, not a curated record. NCBI's taxonomy places the organism in Eukaryota, Metazoa, Chordata, Actinopteri, Syngnathiformes, Syngnathidae.
AUGUGGGAUGGAUCUUUAUGCUGGGAAGAAACACCGUUGAAUACAUCAGUAACACAGAAGUGUCCUCACCAUUUUUCGUGCAAAUUUACAGGAUUUGUGACAAAACAUUGUGACCAACGGGGAAAUUGGCUCCAAAUAGAGUCCUCUUGUCCAGAAGCCUACGAGGACAGAAUUGAGGACUUUUCCAAUAUGUUCCAAGAUGAAUCAACGAAUGAACCAAACGGAAACAUAAGGAAGAAAUUACUUGAGAACAAAGAAAAAUGCCUUAAGAAAAUGAAACAAGAUCUGGCUCAGAACAAAACAGGCUUGUUCUGUAGUGCAAUUUGGGACGGUUGGCUUUGCUGGGACGAAACACCAGAGAAAACCUAUGCCAUGCAGAAUUGUCCGGAUUAUUUUCUCAACUUUCAACCCUCAGGAAAGGCAAGCAAAUACUGCGGAGAGGGUGGUGAGUGGUUCCGGCAUCCGGAGAGCGACCAAUUUUGGACCAACUACACUCUGUGCGCCAGCAAUGAGAAGACAUCAAGGAGGCAAAAACUGCUCGAGAGUGAAUAUAAAUGCCUUCUAAAAAUGAGCCAAGACCCCACCUAUUAUGAGUCAGGGCUUUACUGCAGUCGGAACUGGGAUGGAUGGUUGUGCUGGGACGAUACGCCGGCUGGAACGUACGCCACUCAACAUUGUCCGGAUUUCUUUUCAGCUGCAGAAUUCACAGACAAGGCGAGCAAGUAUUGCGGCGAAGACGGUAAAUGGUAUCGCCUCCCAGAAAGCAACAGAACGUGGACCAACUUCACACAGUGUGCCGUCGACAUUCAAGAAAAGCUGGAGGGAGCAAGCGCCCAACUCUCCGGAGACACCGAGCAAGACUUCGCAGAGGAGACCACAACCGGCCCCUUGGUGAACCAGGACCAGCAGGAGCCUGGAAGGGAUAAAAUCCUCGACAGCCAGUAUAAGUGCUUUGAGAAGAUGAAGAGUGAUCCUCCGUAUAACAAAUCAAAACUGCACUGCAGUCGCAACUGGGACGGCUGGUUGUGCUGGGGGGACACUCCGGCGGGUACAUACACCUCCCAAAACUGCCCCAAUUAUUUUGUCGAUUUUGACCCGACAGAAAAGGCAACUAAGUACUGUGGGGAUGAUGGGCAGUGGUUUCGCCAUCCUGACACCAACAGAACUUGGUCCAACUAUACUCUCUGCAAUGAAAACACUAAAGCGAAAUUGAAGUCAGCGUACAUCCUGUUUUACAUGGCUAUCGUGGGUCACGCCUUAUCUAUCGCCUCCCUGCUCAUCUCCUUGGCCAUCUUCUUCUACUUCAGGAGUCUGAGCUGCCAGAGGAUAACCCUGCACAAGAACCUUUUCUGUUCCUACGUGCUCAACUCGGCCCUGACUAUCAUUUACUUGGUGACUGUUGUCAACAAUCCCAAAUUGGUGGGCAGGAACCCAGUAGGGUGCAAAGUACUUCACUUCUUCCACAUGUACAUGUUUGGGUGCACUUACUUCUGGAUGCUAUGUGAAGGAAUAUACUUGCACACGCUUAUCGUGGUGGCCGUGUUUGCCGAGGAGCAGCAUUUACACUGGUACUACCUCUUAGGUUGGGGCUUUCCUCUGGUGCCUGCGUCCAUUCAUGCUAUGGCGAGGAGAACAUUUUUUGAUGACAACUGUUGGAUGAGUGUGGAAACACAUCUGCUUUAUGCAGUCCACGGUCCUAUAGUGGCGGCUCUCCUCGUAAAUCUGUUUUUUUUGCUGAAUAUCAUUCGAGUGCUGGUGACCAAGCUGAGGGACACGCACAAAGCAGAGUCCAACAUGUACAUGAAGGCCGUGAGGGCCACGCUUAUUUUGGUGCCGCUUCUGGGAAUACAGUUUGUAAUUUUUCCGUGGAGGCCUGAGAACAGGCUGGCGGGGGAGGUCUACGAGUAUAUCAUGCACAUACUCAUGCACUACCAGGGUUUACUGGUGGCAACAAUAUUCUGCUUCUUCAAUGGUGAGGUGCAGGCGGCUCUAAAGAGACAAUGGAUGCAGUACAAGACCGAAUGGGGUCAAAGACGAAAGGACCACUGCUCAAUGCGUUCCACAUCCUACACGGCCACCUCCAUUACAGAGGUGCCGCCCUUUAUGUACCACCAAGAGGGCAACAGCGAACACUUGAACGGCCGUCACGCCGACGAUCCGGAACUGGUGGCGCUGAAAGCGGGAGAGAUCCCUUAA